UCCAUUGAUUGAACGGACAUGGCGGACACGUUAAGAAGACUGAGCACAUCUUCAUUCAGCGUGUUACAGGACAAGCUGCAGAGCUGGCUCAGGGACUACCAUGUGAUUUCUUGUGACCAGAAUCUGAACAGAUGUUGUGAGCUGCUUGAACUCACCGCACAGAUCCAAGGCCAGCUGUUUACCAUCCUGAACCUCACUGCAGCUGAGGGUGGUCACUAUGCUGGAGUUGACACUCUGAAGAUGCGGCUUCUCCCAUGGCUUGGAACCUGUUUCUCUAUGUCAAAGCCUUCAGUCACAGACAACACCAGUCUGCAGCUCAUCCAGGACUCAGCAGAGAUGGACAGAAGACUCAGUAAGCUCUCUGUCUCCCAUGAGAGCAACAUGAAGAAGAUGGAGGUUCAGCUGUGCUCCACUCGCCUCCAACUUGAGUCGGUCAGAACAGAAUUCAUGGAUGUUCAGAAGGAGCUGGAUGAGAUGAGGAGCAAAUCAGCGACCACUCUGCUAGCCACAGAAGAUGAAAUCUUACAACUUAAAGCAGAUUUGUGUUCUGCCAACGAGCAAGUGGAAACUUAUAGGAGGAAGCUGAAUGCCCUUGAUGACUACGAGCGCCAGAUUUGCUUGUUGAAGGAUGAAGUGUCUUAUCUGAACACAGAGAAGGCCAAGCUGCUUGACAGGUUGGUGCGAAGCCGCUCUCCAAGCCCUUUGCCCCAGCUCAACCUCUCAUCCAGCCCCGUGAGGAGUGAGUCGCCCAACAGAGCCCAGCUCACUCACUCCUCACGCCACGCACGCCUCAUCUCACGCUUCAGUGACCUGUAUGCCGUGGAGCGUCUGGAGGCGCAGAGCAUCCUUCGACGCUACAUCACCAACUUGGAGAUGGUCCAGAAAAUCAUCUACAUUGCUGUUGUGGAAUCCUUUCAAACAGCUAAACUGGCCUAUCGUCAGUUCAAGCUGCGAGUGAGAAACUCGCUGUCCUCGUCCAACUUUGGUCCCGAGAACCUUGAGGAUUCAGCUGUGUACUACAUUAUCCGCAACCUGGACCUUUAUGAUGUUCAAACCAGUGUCAAUGAUGUGAUCAAUGCCAUGAACGUGAAUCCUCGGAUCUCCUUCCCUCCAGAGGUGGACUUUGCUCUCAUCAGUACUCUGAUCAGAGAGACCUGCAGGGUGGCCUUUGCCAUGCAGACCUUGGAGCCACCUCUUGACUUGGCCUUUGGAAGUGAUGGAGAACUAUACAAUGACAUCAAGUACCGUCGCAGCUACAGCUCUGAGUUCACAGCUCCUCUGGUGAUGUACCAUGUGUGGCCAGCCUUGACGGAGGGAAACACUGUGGUUGUGAAAGGCGAGGCUGUGACUCGGAGAGGAGCUCCAUGGAGAAGAAGCAGGAGUGCCAGCUCUGUACGCUCUAGAUCCCUCAGCCCAGCUCGCAGUCUUAGAUUUAACAGAAGCCUGUCUCCUGAACGUCUCACAGCAAGCCACUUGUAA
Messenger RNA from Nematolebias whitei (Rio pearlfish), 1479 nucleotides. RefSeq names its product spermatogenesis associated 18 (gene spata18). Lineage: Eukaryota; Metazoa; Chordata; Actinopteri; Cyprinodontiformes; Rivulidae. The record is from RefSeq and is a predicted model, not a curated record. Gene Ontology annotation, cellular component: mitochondrial outer membrane. The transcript has 12 exons. Gene Ontology annotation, biological process: mitophagy by internal vacuole formation; mitochondrial protein catabolic process. The coding region runs from base 19 to 1479 and encodes 486 amino acids.